GGUUUGUUGACUGCGCGCUCCCGCGGCGGUGCGCGGGCACGGCGGGCCGCCCCUCUCUUUAAACCGCUCGGCUCGGUUCGGUUCGGCGCGCCUCUGACUGCGGGGCUCCGCUGCGGGGUCGAACCCGCACAUGUCCUGAAGAGCAGAACCAGGAAGUUCAGAGUUCGGAUCCGGUUCUGACCCGGAAUGACGCGCUGCGGGCGGACUGUUCGCAGGAACCACCAGGAAUGAUUCACCUGGAACACCGCCGGGAAUUCUGCCUCCUCUAGAACCGGACCCAGUCUGUCCCUGCGGGGUUCGGCUGGUUCUCUGGGGAUCAUGGCUUUUCUGAUCAAGAAGAAAAAGUUCAAGUUCCAGGUCCACUUCGUCCUGGAGGAGCUGGCCGCGGUUCCGUUCGUCAACGGGGUUCUGUUCUGCAAGGUUCGGCUGGUGGACGGGGGAGACUUCAGCAUCUCCUCCUCCAGGGAGGAGGUGCAGCAGAACUGUGUUCGAUGGGGGAAGAAGUUCUCCUUUGUGUGUAAAAUGAGCGCCAGCCCCGUCACUGGAGUGUUGGAUCCCUGCAUCUGCAGAGUUUCUGUUCGGAAGGAGCAGAAGGGAGGGAAGGCCUACUCCAAGCUGGGAUUUGCUGACCUCAACAUUUCUGAGUUUGCUGGUUCAGGCUCGACGGUCCGCUGCUGCAUCCUGGAGGGUUAUGACACCAAAAACACCCGGCAGGACAACUCCAUCCUGAAGGUCACCAUCGGGAUGACGCUCCUGUCUGGAGAUCCCUGCUUCAAAACGCCUCCCAGCACGGCUAAGUCCGUCCUGAUUGGAGUGGAGGAUCCCAACCUGCAGCUGGCCUGUAAGGGGGACAGCACCGCCUCUCUGCAGCCACCAGGGGGCAUGGUGGAGGGACCUGGUGCCGUUAAAGCCAGACAGUCUUCAGUUCGUGGUUUAGGGCUGCCGGAGCACGCUGACGGCCUCCACAGUCCGGAUGACGUCUUCCUCACUCGGCACGUCCGCAGCGCCAGUCAGCACAGCAAAAUAUCAGGCUACAGCACCGGUCACUCCCGCUGCUCCAGCCUGACCGACCUCAGCCACCACCGGAACGCCUCGUCCAGCAGCGGCGCGUCCUGCGGCGCCGCUCAGCCCCCCGCCGCCCCCAGCAAGCCAGAGCGGCCGCCCCCGCCCUCGGCUGCCGCCCUGCUGUCCCACCGCUCCUCCAGGAGGAAGAAGGACACCGUGGAGCGCCAGCGGAGCUGCGUGGACGACACUCGCAUCGACGCCGACGACAUCGUGGAGAAAAUCGUUCAGAGUCAGAACUUCUCAGCCAGCAGCAGCGACGAAGACAGCCACCUGAGACUGUUUGUCAGUAAAGACGGGACCACGGCCCUGAGCGGGACACAAAUCGCCACCAGAGGAACCCCUGGAGUCUUUGAGCCGGUGGUGAUCGAGACUCACUGAGGCCCCAUGAUGGAGGUUCUUCUGCUGACCCGGUUUACUCAGAACCAGCGGUUCCCGUCCGCUCCGGGUCGCUCCACUCACUUCCAUUAUCAGCUGCUUUUAAAUCUGAAUAAUCUGGAUUAUUCCAGCAGAGCCUGGCAGGAACCAGGCCUCCAGAUGAUUAAUCCUGAAUGUUGAGAAUAAUCCAGAAUAAUCCAGAAUAAUCCAGAAUAAUCCGGAAUAAUCCAGAAUAAUCCAGAAUAAUCCAGAAUAAUCCGGAAUAAUCUGACGGGUAAAAACGUUUCCUUAUUUUUAUGCACAGAAACGUAUUGAAACCCAUAAAGUUAUGAAUUUAUCUCAGAGUCAGAUGUGAAGCUGCAGGGAGUUUUAAUGUUUUUAUUCUGAAACAUUUCAGCUUCAGAGCCGGUUCUGACCCGAUUCAACAGAACCGCUCCACUUUAAGACAACAAAGUUCUGCAACAUUCAUGAUGAGAUCACAAAAAGUUUGGUUUUAUAACUCAGAGGAUCAUUUAACACUGAGGAUUAUUAUUAUUAUUAUUAUUAUUAUUAUUAUUAUUAUUAUAAUAGUCUACUGGUUAUCAGAGUGUUGUUUGUAUUUCACAGUUUUGCACGCCUAACCUCUGAGGUUUAUUAUUAAUAACCAUGAAUUAUUAAUAACCACUAUAACAGGUUUUUAAUCUCUGCCGUGUUUCUAAUGGAGAAAAAAAUGAUGAAUAUUUUCUCUGAUCUAAUCGCAGCUUCGUUUCUCCAACCUGGAUUUUAUUCACUUUAUUACUUCAAAUCCAUUAAAUCACAUUAAAUGCCUUUAAUCAGAUGUUUUUUUGAUUAAUGCAGGAAAAUUAAACAUUGAUUCUUCCUUUGCUUCUCAGGAUCUGUAGCUACUGAAUGAUUAGCCGCUAAUGGGCGUGCUAAAGGCUAAUUGCUAGUUUUUGUUACUGUUCUCUAAAUUUUAGUCACAAUUUUAACAAAGUUAUGUUUAAAAUGUUUCUUUUCCCUUAUUUUGGUCUUUCAGAGGCCCUGUGAGAAAAGUCCAGACCUGCAACGCUUUUAUCUGUAGCAUUUAGCAGCUAAUGCGGUCGAUGCUAACGUUUAUUAUCCAACCUGAACGUCACCAUGCGCUGCUUGGACUUGUAUUAUUUUAUUUGACUUUAAUUUGCUUAAUUUUAGCCUCUGCUUUAAAAAUCUGUUUACUGCUGAGCCGCAUCAUGUAGCUAAAAGGCUAACUGUCUUUAGCUGUUUGUUUGUAUGGAAUCACAGAAGUGCCACAACAAAGAAGAACUUAUAUAUUUAAAAUAGAAACAUUUGUAUUUUUGUGUCUUUCAUUUGUUUAUAUUAAUUAUUUAAUAAUUCCUUUGGUGAAAUAUUUUAGCCAGUAACUUGGUGCUAAAAUAUGUCAGGCAAAUUGGAACUAUCUAGGGAUUAGCAACACAUUAAUACUAUUAUUAUUAUAAAAAUAACUAUAAUGAAGUGUGGCUGCUCCAGAGGAAAGUAUUAUUUUUGGUAUUGGACUGAAUUUUUACAUUAAUAUUUCUGUUCUUUAUUGUUAUCCUCACCUUUAGUCAAAUACUAAUUGGUUUUUGUAAUAUUUUACACAUUUAUUCUUUUUGUGGCACUCUUAGGAUUCCAUACAUAGAGUAGAUUUAAGUUUUCUGAAGCUAGACUGACGUCUUUAGAGAUAAAUUAUUGUUCUGGUUCCCACAGUGAUUCAUUAUUAGUGCCGUUAAACUGAGGAGGAAAAGUUUUUCUGCUGGAUCAGAAACGUUUGUUAGUUUUUGCUGCUCAGUUUCACCCAAAGGGACAAACUCCAGUCAGAAUCAGCUCUGUUUUUAUGCAUCCAGAUGUUUCUGUGGUUCUGUCGGGCUCAGACCCACAGCUGCUCCAGGACAAAGCCCGGCCUGUUCCAGAACCAACAA
This is a messenger RNA of Xiphophorus couchianus (Monterrey platyfish), 3356 nucleotides long. RefSeq names its product protein FAM102A-like. Lineage: Eukaryota; Metazoa; Chordata; Actinopteri; Cyprinodontiformes; Poeciliidae. Bases 319 to 1443 code for a protein of 374 amino acids. The record is from RefSeq and is a predicted model, not a curated record. The transcript has 12 exons.